Molecule: messenger RNA, 1020 nt
Organism: Blepharisma stoltei
Lineage: Eukaryota; Ciliophora; Heterotrichea; Heterotrichida; Blepharismidae
Source: the annotation of a GenBank genome assembly
AUGUCAACUGGUGGCUAUGCUCUCCAUGGUUACAACGAAGGGUCCCUUUACCAAAGGACGCUGUUGAUGAAGCUAUCAGAUGUUUUUAUGGAGAGUCUAGAACAUGCUAGAAGCUCUACAAGUGAGCAGAUUGUAAUUGCUGACUAUGGCUCAUCUGAGGGGUAUAAUUCUAUGGUCUUUUUAAGAAGAGCUCUAUCAAAAAUUCGAGAGAAUUCUUUCAACCAAAUUCUGGUCAUUCACAACGAUUUGCCAGAGAAUGAAUGAACAAAAACUUUUAAAACUAUUUUGGAGUCUGAGGAAUCCUAUUUAAAGCUCCCAAAUGUAUAUUUCUUGACUGUUGGUCGCUCAUUUUAUGAUCAAAUUUUGCCCAAUAACUCUGUCCAUAUAGGGUUUACUUCAGCAGCAUUUCAUUGACUUUCUCAACCUCUUAGUGCGCCAGAUCAUGCAAUCCCUUCGUCUUCAAGCGACCCAGAUUUUAAAAAUUUAGCCUAUAGCCUUGCUCAUGAUGAUUUGGUUAUCCUUCUUCGCAACAGACAUAAAGAACUUACCAAUUCAGGCCAAUUAAUAGUACAAAUUUUAUUAGAAAAUUCACCAAUAAUAAAUUCAUUUGGCGCGAUUAUAAAUACAACUGUAGAAAACGCAUUUCGUAAGGGCUAUAUCACAGAAGAUGAAAAAAGAAGCAUAACAGUUCCAUGAUACGGAAGAAGCUAUGAAGAAAUUCAAAGAGCUUUAAAUGAAAUUUCAGAUUUGUAUAAGGUUAUUUCAUUUCCCCAUUUGGACGAUAACGAACUUUAUUUUGACAAUCUCCCAGAAGAGAUUAGAGUUGAAAUAAUGAAUGAACUUAAAAACCUUGAGGCUUAUUUUUUAAAAGGAGCGUUGCAAAGAGCAAUUAAAAGAAAUGAAGAAGAAAAAAAUGCAAUAUAUGUGAUGCUUAUAACAGAAUUAUUUGAUGUUAUAGAUACAAGUAAAGUUGAUAGAUGGCCAACUUUUCAGUAUUUUGUCCUUGAGAAAAAUUCUUAA